AGUAUGGCUGGCGGUGGUGACCUUAGUGCAAUUACAAAAACCGGUGAACAUGCGGUGAGAAGGCCACGAGGGCGACCCGCCGGGUCAAAAAACAAGCCGAAACCGCCCAUCAUCAUAACACGAGACAGUGCUAACACGUUGCGGGCCCAUGCCAUGGAGGUGAGCCCGGGGUGUGAUGUUGUUGAAAGCUUAGCCACUUUUGCUAGGAGGAAGCAGCAAGGGAUUUGGGUGUUGAGUGCAGCUGGCUUUGUCAGCAACGUGAUGCUGAGACAACCGUCCCCAUCACCGGCUGGUCCGGGUAACGGACCAGUUGUCACUCUUCAUGGACGUUUUGAGAUUUUAUCGUUGAUUGGUUCGGUGUUGCCACCGCCAGCCCCGCCCGGUGUAGCAGGGUUGGCUAUUUACUUAGUUGGUCCGCAGGGCCAGGUGGUGGGUGGGGCCAUUGCAGGUCCACUUAUGGCAUCGGGACCGGUUGUCAUCAUGGCGGCUACUUUUAUGAAUGCAACUUUUGAUAGGUUGCCGAUGGACAAAGAGGAGGUAGUUGUUGCCCCAACUGCACACGAUCACCACCACCACCAUCGUGUUAUCGGUGUUCCCGAUGUUUAUGGGAACCCACAAAGCUUGCUUUCUAACACGGCUCUCCCUCCUCCUGAGAUUUAUACUUGGUCAACUGGUCGACCGUUGUCUAAGACAUGAGGAUAUGUUUAACUAAUUAUUAUAUAUAAAAAUUACAAAACAUUUAAAAAUUCAUAUAUAACUAAAAUUUGACAUGUUUUUUACAAAAGUAACGUUAAAUGUGGAAUUUAGUAAGGACCCAAAAAGAAAAAUCGCUUCCUUUUCCUUUAAAAAAAUAAGGGUAAACGAGCCAACAUGUAGGCAUAUGAUGAUAGUUUGAUAUAUGUAAUGGUUUUCUUAUCGUAUUGGAGCAAGUGGAAGGUGAAGGUCUUGUUUGGUUGAUCAGCCAAACUUAUAUUUAAAUCACAUACCUUUCCAUAGUGUGAGUCCAAAUUGUAAUGUUUAG
Lactuca sativa (garden lettuce) is the source of this 1021-nucleotide messenger RNA. RefSeq names its product AT-hook motif nuclear-localized protein 16. Gene Ontology annotation, molecular function: DNA-binding transcription factor activity; minor groove of adenine-thymine-rich DNA binding. Gene Ontology annotation, biological process: vegetative to reproductive phase transition of meristem. Gene Ontology annotation, cellular component: nucleus. Lineage: Eukaryota; Viridiplantae; Streptophyta; Magnoliopsida; Asterales; Asteraceae. The record is from RefSeq and is a predicted model, not a curated record.